Messenger RNA from Pseudoliparis swirei, 4193 nucleotides. RefSeq names its product rhophilin, Rho GTPase binding protein 2 (gene rhpn2). The record is from RefSeq and is a predicted model, not a curated record. Gene Ontology annotation, biological process: negative regulation of stress fiber assembly; signal transduction. Lineage: Eukaryota; Metazoa; Chordata; Actinopteri; Perciformes; Liparidae. Gene Ontology annotation, molecular function: protein binding.
CAGUUGGAGCAGAGAGGAUACACACCUGUUGAACGGAGCGCUCUGGUUUUUAAACACACUUUUAAUUCAAUUGUUUCCCCUCCGAGAGUCUCAGAGUCCUCAGGAUGGCGGACACUCUUUUACCAAACGGCAUCAAAGAAGGCGGAGGAGACAUCACUUAUUUCAGAAAGGGUUGUAACCCGUUCGCCCAGACCGGACGAAGCAAACUGCAGAAAGAGCGAGCCACUCUGAACCAGCAGAUCAUCAAACAGAUGAGGAUGAGGGCUGGAGCUGAGAACCUGCUGAAGGCUACGUCCAAUAACAAGGUGAAAGAGAUGGUUCUGUUGGAGUUGAGCUACGUUAACUCCAACCUGCAGCUGCGGAUGGGAGAGCUGGAGGGACUCAACAGCUCAGUCGAGGUCUACCAGAACACCCAGGAAACUGCCAACAUCCCCCUCAUUGCGCUGGGUCUGAAGGAGACAAAAGACAUUGAUUUCUCUACUCUAUUCAAGGACUUCAUCUUGGAGCACUACAGUGAAGACGGGAACACUUUUGAAGAUGAGAUUGCUGACCUGAUGGACCUGCGACAGGCUUGCAGGACGCCAAGUCGAGACGAGGCCGGGGUGGAACUGCUGGCGAAAUACUCCAGCCAUCUCCCUCUGAUGGAGAACCGAUUCUUCCCCCCAAACCGCCAGACUGGCAUCUUCUUCACCUGGUAUGACUCCUUCACAGGAGUGCCGGUGUGCCAACAGAACAUGUCCCUGGAGAAGGCCAGCAUCCUCUUCAAUGGCCGCCUCUACUCUCAAAUCGGUACCCGUAGUGACCGACAAACGAUAGCCGGCCUAGAGGAGGCCAUCACUUCCUUCCAGAAAAGUGCAGGUAUCCUGAACCACCUGAAGGAGACCUUCACCCACACUCCCAGCUACGACAUGAGCCCAGCCAUGCUCAGUAUGUUGAUCCGGAUGAUGCUGGCUCAGGCUCAGGAGUGCCUGUUUGAAAAGAAUGCGCUGCCUGGCAUCCGAAACCAGUUCCAUUCCCUCAUGAAAAUGGCCCAGGAGGCUGCAAAGGUCUCAGAAAUCUACGAGCAAGUCCACCAGUCUAUGAUCCAGACACCAAUCAAAGACAAUGUCCCGUUCUUCUGGUCCACCACGUCGCAAGUCAAAACCAACCACUACCGCUCCAUGGCUCACUUCUUUGUAGCCUCAGCGCUCUUGGACCACCAGUUGGGUCUCAGUGACGAUGAGGACCAGCAAGAGAAGACGCUGUCACAGGUCUACGAUCGCCUCCCAGAGGGACGCUCUCCUCUUGACAUCCUGAAAAAAAGAGAUGAACGUGAACGCGUCGGUAAAGCACACAUUCGUCGGGCCAUACUGGGUCACGAAGAGGCGCUAAGGAUCUAUAGUUUGUGCCAUCACUUGAACAAGCUGGCAGUCCUGGAGGACAUCUUGUUAGCCAGUCACCAGCGCUCGCUCAACAAGUGCAGCGAAAAUGAAGACGAGGAGGAGUUCACUGAAUACAUGGAGGCCCCGGACAUCAUCUCUAAAACAGAGCACAAAGCGGAGAUGGAGUUUCCCUCAACCACAAAGGUGAAAGUCACAGACUUCUUCCAAAGGCUGGGCCCACUGUCGGUCUUCUCAGCCAGGCAGCGGUGGACGGCCCCACGGACUAUAAAACUCCCAGGAGACAGAGACCUGGGCUUCACCCUGAAAGGAGAAUCACCAGUCCAGGUGGCCUCGUUGGACCACCACUGCUCAGCUGCUGCCGAUGGUCUGAAAGAGGGCGACUACAUCGUUGCCGUGGGCGACAUUGAUUGCAAAUGGAUGAGCGUGAGCGAUGUGAUGCGGCUCCUGAAGAAUGUGAACGAGGAGGGGGUUGACAUCCAGGUGGUCAGCAUUAUGGACAGCAACCCUGCAAUGCCAACCAAGAGUGCCACCGUCUGCGGGAACCUGCCUAAGACCUACUCCAUGAUUUGUCUGGCCUACGAUGAUGACGACAAAAACCCCAAGUCACGCAAAGUCACCAAGAAGUCAUCGUUCCUCAACUUCGGUCUGAAGAACCGGCUGAAGAGCGCCAGCACCCUCAGCCUCCCCACGGCGGAUCACUCCGGUGCCCUUCCCUGGAAUAAGCCCUGUCCCUCUUUCCCCAGCUCCAGCUCCUACAACAACGACAGUGCCCUGUACUGAGCUGGCUGCAGACGUUCUACAGUUGGCAAGCAUCGUGCAGGAUGCAUACUGGGCCAAGUAUGGCUGCAGUGAGUGCUGUGUUGUACCCAUACUGAACCUGCUAUGAUAUGGUACCGGUUCCCUUCUGUGCUUCCACUGGAAUACUGAGCAGUAGUCUAUGUAGCUUAUGUCACCAGUGCAAUGAGGACAUUUCUGCCAGCUACCUGGGAACGUGGCUGUGCCAAAUACUGUAACAUAGGUGCCUGAAGUAAACUGGGCUGCACAACACAUAUAGUGGGAAAUCAUUGUGUUCUGCACCAGUAUGCGUACAGCACAGUACAACUGCACUGUGGGAAAAGCAUGCCAGUUAUUAUUCCAGUCUAUAUAUAUAUAACUGAUGAUAACUGGCAUGGUUUUAUAUAUACACACACGCACAUAUAUUCACACACAGCAGCGAGACAGGCAUCUAUGUUACACUGUCAUCUCAGUAUGUUUUCUUGAAGAAGCGCUCCAGGCGAAUUGAAGGACGCAAAAACAAAGUUGUACAGACACACCCAACGUCGGCUCCAACUUGGCGGCAAGGGGGUAAUUUUGUUGUGGCGUAAGCUGUCCCUUGUUUCUUCCAUUAUGUACUGAGCUGUGCACUGUACAGUUAUGUUCUGUGUGUCCUCAAUACAGGUUGCGUUUCAAGAGGUAUAUGUGAAGAAUUAGGUCAUUGCCACAAUAUUUGUUGAAAUCAGUAGAGACUGAUUGUUUUUUGGGGUUUGAAAUACAUACAUUUUCUAAACAGAUAUGUAGAUAUUUUAACCUUGAUUGAAGGGAGAAACAAAUUGUGCUGUGCAGAUGUUUUUUGUCCAGGUAGAGUUGAUGAAUGCAAAGUUCUAUAAGCUUAAAAAAAAAAAACACUUCUAUCACACAUACCUUGUAUUAUUGUCACUUUUGCAAUUGCGAGACAGCCUUUGAGGAUUAUUGCUUCUGCUGAGUGCGAUGCCUGGGACACAAUGUAAAUGGAACCAUUUGUAUUUUAGGUGUGGUAUACCAGUUAUGCCACAGACCAAAAUGCCUCCACAUCUGGAAUGUGCCAGGAUGUGCUUCUUGCCAUCUUAACUCAUCUUACCCGUUCUGGCCCUUUUUGAUCAGAGCUGCCACCGUCUGGCAGUUUGUCCAUUUGUAAGAAGACCGCAAGCUGCGUGUCUCUGUGUUAAUGUGAAUCUUGAUGUAGUUAAAAGGUUAUUUUGUCUCCAGAAGGGAAGAAUGUGGGAAGGCUGAUGGCAUUCCUGCAUCAUACCUGGACGGCCGGUCACUCAACAGUGACUUUGAUCAAAGCCCACAUUCAGGUUUUAGCUAUUUGCCUCUUCCUGUCGUAAACCCAGUCGCAUCCCUUGUUUUACUGACACUUUGCAGUGUUGGACUAUCUCUUUAUCUACAAAGUAGAUUUUUAUGCACAUUUUAUAAUCAAAUUAUUUAUGUAAUAAAAAAAGACACAAAAAAAUAUUUUAAAUAUAUAUAUAUUUACCUGUACGUUGUAGGUUUCAGAAUGAGUUUGAAUGGUCAAGUUGAGAAUUUUUGCAUGUUGGAUUUCUUGGUUGUUUUUUUGGAGGAAUGAAUUUUACUAACCUUGCGUAAUCCUUUGGUGAACUCUCUCUCUCUCGCUCUCUCUCUCUCUCUCUCUCUAUAUAUAUAUUUUGUUGAUGGAAAUAUAUUUUUAAAUGUUUUUAAACCGUAACACUGACGAGAUGUAACUCUACUGUCUCUGUUUACCUAAUGUGGUGUCUUAAGUGCCAUUUAUGCUUUCUCAUGAAGGACAAUUUCACAAUAAGUGCAGUAAUUGUUUGAUAUUAAUAAAUGCUUUCAGAGGAUUCCCCGUGCAUACUGAAUGCCUUUGUGUGUGCAGAGGGUCAUUGUACCUGUUCCUCUAAAGGUUUCAGGUUGCCUUUGCUUCUCUCCCUGAACUUUGUACUGCAUAGCAACUGUGGUGUGAACAAUUUGUCUAUAAGUCUUUGUGUCAUAUGUAUCAACUCAAAUCUCAAUAAAAGAAGGGAACAAAACUAA